CCGGCAGGCUCGACCGGUCACCGUUAGUCCGAGCGAGUGACGCGGCUCAUAGGCUCGUGGCGUCUAAUCAUGCAUAGCGGGUUGUCGUCAUGAUCCUGCUGGUGAUCGCUGUGUGUUUGAGGCUCGCCGCGGCCGAACCUACCCUCGACAAGGGGUGCUCAGGCCUGACCACGUGCAUGGACUACGCGCUGAACGUGAUUCACACGAGCGACAGGUACAAUCUGUUUGAGAGUUUGUGGUUUGACGCGAUCAACGGAACUAACCACAGCUACGUGAUCACUACCAGUGACCCAAGGAACUUCAGUCAGCUGGUGAAGAAGGCCACGAACCUGUUUGACACACACUACCUGGUGUGGAGGAUAGCGCCGGGGCUGAAUGUCAAAGUGUUCAAGAAGGACGAGGACAGGUUUGGCAUGUCGGUGCUGAAGGAUGUGUUCCCCGUCAAGAGUGAACAUCGGACAUUCGGCAUCGGAAAGCGUCGUAUCAUGAUGGCUCUGCUGCCCAUCAUGUACAAGUUGGGAGUCAUUACGACGCUGCUCAUAGCCCUUACUGUGAUCACUCUCAAGGGACUGACCAUCGGCGUCAUACUACUAAUGCUGUCCUUUGGCGGCAUCCUCACCAAACUCAAGGGAAGCCACGUAGAGCACCCUCAGAAAGACAUCCACAUCCAUGUCCAUCCCUACGGAGGUAAGACUGAGCAUUACCCCAGCUACCACGCAGAGUACUCUCCAUGGAGCCGAGACGGAGAAGCUCCGUUGGACGAGACUAGCCAAGCUCCGGCAUCCACAACCUCAGCGACCUGGGCUACUGGGUAUCUGCCACCUUUUAUGUCGUAUAGAUAAAUAGUCGCUCAAUUUACCAUCCUUUUAGUCCAAGAUAAACUCAAGCUGUAUAGGAGUUGCUCAACUGCACCGAUAGUUAAGGAUUGUAAUUUAUAAUAAUUUAUCCUAUGUUAUAUAAAUACCUUCGUGGUCUAGCUCCAAAUUGUUUCCUUGGUGUUAAAUGUCUUGACUUUUUCGCGCCAUUAUUAAACACUCAUCUUCAGGAAUUACAUUUACAUGUAACGUACAAUGUUGACUUAAAGAUGUUUGUGAAUAUGGGUCAUUGAUGAAGCAACAGCGUAUAAUCAUGUUUCCUGAUGAGGUGCGUUUGAAACAGCAAUCAACUAUGGUUAUUAUGUAAACAUAGUGUCAAAUUUUUUUCAGUAUGGGAAUCACAUGGUAGGGGGCAUUUGACUUUCAGUCAGCCCUCAGCUGUAGUUCAAUUAAACCAUUAAAAACAAAGAGAGAUUGCAGAAUUUUACAUUGGCUACAUCUAACAUAAAUUGAUGUAAAUAUUUCACUAGGCAGCAUACUUAUGUAUUUUAGAAUCUAUGCUAUGAUUUCAAAAAGUAAACUACACUGCAUUCGGUGAGUGCUUGGUGUCAAGCGCCUCCCCUAGUCUAACAGGACUACGGGUUGUAGCCUUUAGGAAAAGGGAAAAUGUGACAGAAGUGUCAUUGUAAAAGGCUGGCUCACAUGCCCUCAGUGGCUUGGCAGUCUGAACAUAAGUUGAGUUAGGGUUUUGAUCACGAUGACAAAAUGGUGGACGAGAUUGGGGAUUUUAACUAACAUUCCAUCGUCAAAUUUGUUACAAAAGUGUUUGAAUGGACUCGAAUUUUGAUACCAAUCCCAAGGCUGGGCCGCGGAGGGUUCACUGUGAACCGGCCUGACCCUAACGUCACUCCAAACACUCACCGAAUGUACACUUGAAUUCAAGCUUGAUGUUAACAUAAAUUUCUUAUGGAUACAUUACUUAGAAAAUCUAUUUCUUAGAAGAUUAUUUAUUACUGUAUUUCUUUUUACCAGGCCCCAUUGCUUUACAGUAUUAACAAUUUAUUAAAAAACUUUACUCCAAGAAAUUCUGAUACUGAAGAAAAAUUGUUAUUGCACCAAGAUCAUUUUGAAAUUGCAAACUAAAGAAAAGUAAUAUAAAAUAUAUAACCAAAAGUAAUUUGUUUUUUUACAUGAUAAACCGACAAACAGUAUACUUUUCGCCAAGCAAUUCAUAAAAGUUUGAUUACUGCAAAUAGUGACCACAACAGUUCUACUCAAUGUUUUGUAAUUCAAAACUAAACAAAUUUAAAUACUGAAAUUCUCAAUUAAAGAAGGCAAGGUAAUCAGCUUUAUUUGCUUUUAAGUUGAGUCAUUAGUUAAUGAGCAUGUUUGAGUAAUAAUUAUGUAUUAAGCUUUGAAUAUACGAACAAAUUAUUUGUGUAUGUAGGCCCUACAUAGCUUUUAUCCACUUCAGAGAAAUUGUAUUCAUAUUUUCUACGGGAAACUUGCUCCAAAUUUUGUGGGUAAUGUCAGUAGUAGGGUAUUCUGAAAGAAAAAAAGUAAUUUACUUGCUAAAUGAAAUACCUCAUAACCGGGCAUUUAGGUGUGUAACUAUAGAGCCAGAAUGCAAGUUGCUUAGAAAGAGUAUAAAAGAAAAACAUUUCCGGUGUUUUUAAAUGUUGAUGGUUUCAUAGGAUCAUACAGUCAUGUGGUACAUAAUUGUUCAAAUUUAUUUAUUAACUAGCUGUGUACCCGUUCUACGCACGGGGAUCUUAUAAUAUUCAGUUGAAACCUUCUUAUAUAACGAACAGCAGUUGGUUUGCAUAUUUUAAGAUAUGCUGGCCAAACUAUUAUACAUAGCUUCAUUUUAUGUUGUUUUUUGUUGUUCCGGAUCGGUAUGACAAUCAAUAAAAGGUUAAAUUACCUCUGUGUCUGCCGGUCGAUCCUAUAACGGUAGGCUUACUUUUAUUUUUACUAUCUGAUCUCGUUUGCAUGGCUCAAUCACGUCCUGGUUGAAGUUCGUUCGCUACGCUCACUCACCUGUAUGUUGGAGCUCGUUCGCUGCGCUCACUUUCCUUCAGGUUAGCUCGUUCGCUACGCUCACUUGCCUUCAGGUUAGCUCGUUCGCUACGCUCA
Messenger RNA from Macrosteles quadrilineatus (aster leafhopper), 2951 nucleotides. RefSeq lists its product as uncharacterized. The record is from RefSeq and is a predicted model, not a curated record. NCBI's taxonomy places the organism in Eukaryota, Metazoa, Arthropoda, Insecta, Hemiptera, Cicadellidae. The coding region runs from base 90 to 842 and encodes 250 amino acids. The transcript is spliced from 3 exons.